AUCUCAUUCAUGAAUUUUGUUCGACACUUCCGUCUUUUGAUUCAUCAUCCUCGCUAGGGCUGUGCAGAUUGGAUUAGGCUUGGCAUGGGCUUGAAUUCUUGCAUGAAUUUGCUUUAAUUUUUAAUCGCUAAAAAACAGAUGCAUGGAAAGUAAGCCAGUCACGGUCGGUCUGUAGUUUAUCGGACAUGGUCGGCCCUCAGGUUUUUGGACCACUAUAUAACGUUAUUUAUUAGGCAUCAGCAUAAUUAAUUGUUAUUAUUGUUUUUUCUGUCAAUGGUAGUCAUUGUUGAAGAUUAGUACGUAUACCAUUUUAUUUGUUAGAAUAUUGAUUGAUUUUUUUUAACUUGAACAUGUAUAUGUAAAUACAUUGAAAUCAUCUUGAUGCAAGUUGAAUAAGAUUUUUAUACAUAUCCAAUUUAAUGCAAGACAAAUGAAAACGAUAGUAAAGAACCUUGACAUAUCAUUUCUGAUCAUCAUAUACUACUUCAUUAAAAUUUGAUGAGCUUGUUAAGAUUGACGAAAUAGAUAAGAAUCAGUUGUGGAAGCAUGACUUGCUAAUCUUGGCAAAAGAAACGUUUCUAAGACGAAAAGCAUGGCUGAAGUUGGAUAAAUUUGGCCACGUAUGUUUCAUAUCCAAUGUAAAAGAAAAACGUUUUUUACAAUUUAGUAUUCUAAUGGGUAUAUAUGAAAGGAAAACUUGUUGAUACUGAAUCCGAUGAAUAAUAAAGCUAGGUUUACUUUGUUCGUUAAUAACAUUCAUGUAAACAUUCGUAAAGUCUAUAAAUAUUGUUUUACCAAUGCUUAUGUUUCUACUUAACCAUGUUUUUAUUUGUUAUUAUCAGUUUUUAGUCUUGGCCAAACGAUAGUUUUAACUUUUAUCUGGUGAUGACUUAUGCAUGGUCUUAUUAAAAACUAUCAAUGCAUCUAUUUGCCAAACGUAUCAAUGUACCAUUCUAUCUUGAUGUUCGGAUUCACGUAACCUUUGCUUUGGUGUUUAAUAAAGAAAGAUACUUAGCGUGUACAUAAGGGACAGCUUUUCACAAAAGAGCUUUGAAUUACGUCAUAUCUUUUAGUUCACAUGAACUUAAUUUAUAUUUUACUUCCAUAUAUCACUAUAAUCGCUAUUUUCCAGAAAGAUUUGUAAUCGCAUGAUCACUGCAGAUUCAAUAACUAGUCGAUUUUAAUGUGUACAUAACAUGGUACUUGUUAGCUGAAAUUAGAAAUGUUUUCAUAAUUUAAUCAAAAACCAUUUUCUUCAUCCAUACCCUACCAAAAAGAAUAUCUUGAUCGAAUGGCUACAUUAAUAUAGAGUGUUAUUCAAGGAAAAUUAGGCAAGAUUAUCGUAAUCCCAUAAAUUCUGUUCACACAUUAUAUUAUCCAAAAUAAUACUCUAUAUACGUUCAUUUAUUAUAUUUUUGCUUCGUAGAUUAUCCCUUUCCCAAUGUCUUCCCUUAUAGAAGCAAAGAACAAAGGAGUUUGUUGAAACCAAAUUUCCCAAAAUAUGUUAGGAUUUAGAUUGCUCUUUAAUUUCUUCUUUUGCCUUUGUAUUUCUUAACUGACUCAAUUUCAUUCAAAAUUCAAUGGAAGAUCUUAACACAUUUGCUGCUGACUGCGUCGUUGUAUCAUGUUGCUGCAACUGUCUUGUUCUCCAAAUCGUGAUCUUCAUCUUCCUUGGGAUUCCUCAAAAACUGAUCAAGAACACAAGAAAAUGUUACACAAAAUGGGGCAUAAACGGAAGAACAAAAAGAAUGGGGCUCGAUUAUGAAUGUCGAGGAAACACCGGGGUCGAUUGGGAAUGGAGAAAAGAGACUCUGAGUAUAGAGAUGGAGGGCUUUGGAUGUAUUGAAGAAGUUGAAGAGGCUUUACAGGAGUUUUCAAAGAAUGGUGAGUUUUUGUUUGGAAGCUUCUGGCGAAAAGAGAGGGUUCAAAACUUGUCAAUGUCAAGUUGUGUUAAUGAAAACUUUGACCUAAAAUUUGUAAGUCGUUAUGAGAUAAUCGAAGAAAAUUUCUACUCCUUGGAUUAUACAUUAACAACUUCACAUAUUGAAAUUAGUGGAAAUAAAAAUAGCCCUUGUAUCCACUAGGUUGGGGUUUUGCUUGUUCCCAACUUCAGAGAUCCGUAUUUUUUCAGCCAUGUUCUGAUCAUCAUAUAGUUAAUAAAUGACAUGCUUUGUGAAAA
Brassica napus (rape) is the source of this 2179-nucleotide messenger RNA. RefSeq lists its product as uncharacterized. The transcript has a single exon. NCBI's taxonomy places the organism in Eukaryota, Viridiplantae, Streptophyta, Magnoliopsida, Brassicales, Brassicaceae. Bases 1581 to 2084 code for a protein of 167 amino acids. The record is from RefSeq and is a predicted model, not a curated record.